ACUUAAAUAAAAGACAUUCAUAGUUUUCCACCACUGGAAUCAGCUAAUGUUUAGCCUACAUGUAACUCAUAUAGUAAUGGCUUUCAAUCAAUGAGCCCACCAACCUCCCUUAUCAUUUGUCCAAGCAACAGAGAGCUGAGAAGAGGACAACAACAACCCCAGAGCUGUAAUGUAUGCUGCAGACAUGAAGUGUACAUGCAGGGCUUUUAAACAUCCACAGUGCUGUCAGUAAGCCUAACGAUAUGUCCAGCAUCAUGUUCAGUACCACAACAGCAGCUGCUCUAUUAUUCCCCACCCCCUGGAUUUAUAUUGACUACAAUCAGGUUAUUAAUGUCUCUCACACACCUCUAAACACUGCAUGUAAGCUGGUCUAUGCAUUGUCCCAAAGAGAGCAGCAGCAGCUCUUUGUUUGUCUUUUGGUUGGUGACAGCACAGGAACAUGUGGUCAUGCAGCAGCCAAUGCCGAGCCCAGAGCAGGCGAUCAGCACUGUCAGAAUAGCAGCAGCAGUAGUGCUGGCACCGGAGAAGAACUCUGCCAUCCCCCUGCAGAAAGAAACCCACUUAAAGAGAGAGAGGGAGAGAGGGAUUUGGUUACAGAGCAGAGGAGGAUGAGGAUGCAGUGGGAAGGGGAUGUUGCAGAGGAGGCUGCACAGAGGCAAAAACAAACAGGAGGACAGGCUGUGUGAUCCAGGUUUCAAGAUGUAGGAGCUGCAUCAGAAGAGCUUUCAGUCAGUGUGUGUGUGAGUGCACCAUAACAUCAGCGGACUUGUGUUUCAAGGAUAGUGAAGGUGGAGAGGCGCAACCUGAUAAGUCCUCCCCUCCACCUCCACCGAGGAUGAUGUCAAAUUAGUACUUAUUCAGCAAGGAGCGAGUCCAUCACUCUAAGGAUCAGAUGUUGUCCACAGCUCAGCAGAUGCUGCAGGAUAGCCGCUCCAAGAUCGAGCUGAUCAGACUGCAGAUUAUCAAAGUCACCCAGGCUGGCAGCAGCAGUGGCGGUGGUAGUAUUGGCGGAAAUGGUGGCGAUGACCCUGACAGCACCACUCCCGGAGUGAUCUCGUCUGUUGGCAUCAGUGCUGUGGAUGCUCGUUUGGCAGAGUUGCAGCACUACAUGCAGAGAGAGACAGAUGCGUUGGUGCUGGCCAAAGAUGUGGUGAAGCAGCUGGAGGGAAUCUCAUCGCUGGACCAGAAGGCACUGGCUGAGGCUCAGCUCCGGGUGCAGGAGUCUUCCCAGAAGCUGCAUCUUCUGCAGCUGUCUCUUGAGAAAUGCAUGAAGGAAAAGAACCAGAAAGCUCUACAGGAGCCUGCAGGCGAGUUCGAACCUUCAGAGGGACCCCCGUCUCCCCAAGACUCCAGACCUGAAUGUCCCCUGUCCACCUCGGCGUCUAUCUUCUCUAUCAAACCGGCCUUUUUGACUGGCAAACUUAUAGUUAACCUUCUUGGAUGUGAGGAUUUACUGAAACCUCUGACCAGCCCAGAGCAGGGAGACCAUCUGAGUCCAGGUGAAGACGGUUCACCUGCGGCUUACAGGACGGAUGGUGCGGAGAUCAGCGCGGUGCUCAGGCUGGACUCCAGAGUGGUCGGGCGGACACGCUGGGCAGCCGUCAGCAGGCUGACCUGGGAUCAGACGUUCUGCAUCCAACUGGAGCGGUCUCGAGAGCUGGAGGUCACUGUCUUCUGGCGAGACCAGAUGGCGAUGUGUGCAAUCAAGUCCCUGCGACUGGAGGAGAUGAUGGACAACCCAAACCACGACCAGGAGUUACGCCUGGAGCCACAGGGCCUCCUCUAUGCCAAGCUUCAUUUCAUCGACACUGUUGUUGAGCGGCAGCCAAAACUGAGACGUCAGCGAUGUAUCUUCACUAAAGAGAGAGGGAAGAACUUCCUCCGUGCGGCCCAGAUGAACAUGAAUUUUGCCACGUGGGGUCAUCUGAUGAUGGGCAUCCUCCCUCGCUACACCUCCUUCACCACAUUUAGCUCGUCCCUCUCCACAACCCCCGACCUGGUGGCCAACAACACACAACGUCCAACUGAGAAGGAGUCUCAAACCACCCCUCCACUGCCAAGAGAAGCUCCAGAUAUCCGACUCCAAAUCACUGAGGAUCAGCCGUCUCCCACCGGUCUCGACCAGGGAGGCAACACACCCAGCAUCCUCCCCACAGCACGCCAAACAUCAUCUGUGCCUGCAUCGCAAGAAAAACUGUCAUCCAUAAAAAACACUGGAGGAAGUGAACAUCAGCCUGUCUCUGCUCUAAAGAUGCAGAUGGAAGACUUUAAAUAUAUUUCAGUUUUGGGCAGAGGACACUUUGGAAAGGUCCUGCUGGCAGAAUUUAAGAAGACAGGAAAACUGUACGCCAUCAAAGCCUUGAAGAAAAGAGACAUUGUGAUACGUGAUGAAGUGGACAGCCUUAUGAGCGAGAAACGGAUCUUUGAGAUGGUCAACGCAUCCAGACAUCCGUUCCUGGUGAACCUCCACGGCUGCUUCCAGACCAGCGACCACGUCUGCUUCGUCAUCGAGUAUUUACCAGGCGGCGACCUCAUGAUUCACAUCCACAACAACGUCUUCACCGAGGCCCAGACCAGGUUUUAUUCAGCAUGUGUUGUGCUGGGUUUAGAGUUUCUGCAUCUGAAUAAAAUCAUCUAUCGAGAUCUGAAGCUGGACAACCUGUUAAUGGAUGCCGAUGGAUUUGUGAAAAUCACAGACUUUGGACUUUGUAAAGAGGGGAUGGGUCACGGGGAUCAGACCUCGACUUUCUGUGGAACUCCUGAGUUUCUGGCUCCAGAGGUCCUGACAGACGACAACUACACUCGAGCGGUGGACUGGUGGGGGAUGGGCGUCCUCAUCUACGAGAUGUUCGUGGGGGAGUCUCCGUUCCCCGGUGAGGAUGAGGAGGAGGUGUUUGACAGCAUCGUCAAUGAUGAUGUGCAGUAUCCAGGGUCUCUUCCUCCUGAUGCAGUCUGCAUCAUCCAGAAGCUGUUGAAGAAGAAUCCUCUGAAAAGACUCGGGGCCGGAGAGAGAGACGCAAAUGAAAUCAAAGGAGAGAAAUUCUUUGAGACCAUCGACUGGGAAGCCCUCAUGGCCAAGACGGUAAAACCGCCGUUUCUGCCGUCAAUCAAGGAGUCGAUGGAUGUCGGCAACUUUGACAGCGAGUUCACUCGACUCCAGCCAAUCCUGUCGCCUCCCGCCAAACCCUUCGUCCUCUCUGCUGAGCAGCAGGAAGCCUUCGCAGACUUCGACUUCUGCGCCUUGCAUGGGUGAAAGAAGAGCUGAAGCAACCAGGGUGGGAACAUGACUACGUUUAGUUUGCAGCUGGACUGUUUGGCCACUUCAGAGCACCAAACUCCAUCAUUUACGUUUAAUCAACUCCCCUAUAGGCAAGUAAAAUAAUUCAUUCAUUAAUUCAAGUAAUAAUUUAUUCCUACAGAGAUUAGGUACUUUAUUUAUACUUUUU
This is a messenger RNA of Etheostoma cragini (Arkansas darter), 3446 nucleotides long. Its product is annotated as serine/threonine-protein kinase N2-like. Bases 893 to 3253 code for a protein of 786 amino acids. Gene Ontology annotation, biological process: protein phosphorylation. The record is from RefSeq and is a predicted model, not a curated record. NCBI's taxonomy places the organism in Eukaryota, Metazoa, Chordata, Actinopteri, Perciformes, Percidae. The transcript has 20 exons. Gene Ontology annotation, molecular function: protein serine/threonine kinase activity; ATP binding.